AUGGAAUACACUAUCACCCGAGGGGUCUGUGGGCAGGAAGGGUGCCGUGAGAGACGGUAUUAUCUCGACAACGGGCUCUGGUUCUGCCGGCGGGGUCACCAGCAAGAGGGCCGACAAGUCGAAGAAGAUCCGGAAGAUUAUGGAGUACAGGGCAGGACGCACCGCGUGAAGAAAGAUGUGGUUGAGAAGAGCCAGAAGACAUAUCGGGGCCAGAGGGCAUACAGUCUCUUCUUGCAAAUAUACCAGUUGAUCCUGUGGAAGCAGUCUCAUGCCUUGGUUCAUGACCGGGGUUUCCCUGCUCAGUUCGAGAAUGUCAUUCGUGAUCUAUGGGCUCUCCGUUUGGAAGGCUUCUCUAGCAAAAUCAACACUAACAUGUCUGAGACAGAGACCGAAGAACCGGAAGUCUUCAGCUCUCAGGCCGCCGACACUGACGAUGAAUCUGACAAGGCUUUCAAGCCCAGUGGAAAGCGCGUUCAAUGGCCUCGAUUGGUCGACUCGAUUGCUCUCUGUUACAUGGGUGCGCUGCUGAUGAGGCUGCCUAUUGGUAUAGCCGACUUCCAUAGGAUGGUGAUGCAGGGAGACGUCCCAUAUCUUAGGAUAAUCAAAACCAUUCCCCGUGAAAUGCGAGACAAGCUUUCCCCGGAGUAUCUUUCGCUUUUUGAAACUACGAGAUUACCAAAAGCAGAGCAUUUUCACAAGGCGGCGUUGGAAUUGAUUCUCUUCUAUCACCGUAGAUCCGGCGUGCACUUCCCUCCUUUGAACGCUCCCCUCCUGCUCUUUCGAUUCAUCAAAAGACUUACACUCCCAAUUGACAUAUAUCCCGCUGUAACGCAACUACAGAAACUCGUUGGGUUCACAUUCACCUACCCACCAACCAUCGCCGGUAAAAGACGGUCUCUUCAUCUACCCGAAGUCCAAAUGAUGACCCUUAUUGUCAUCAGCACGAAGCUUCUUUUCCCAUUCGACGACGUGAAACGAUACCCAGAAUCAGCUAGAGAUCCUAGCACUCAGGCGAUUGACUGGCAGCUUUGGGCGCAGGUUCAAAGACAUUUUGAUAAUCGGGAGAAGUCUAGCGGCAGAAUUGGGAAGGGCAAUGAGGUGUUGGUUAACGAGAAAGACGUGUUCAGCAUGACACCGAAUCAGUUGGAUGAGUACCUGGAUUGGUACGAGAAAAGUUGGCUGGAUAGCAGCAAAGGAGCCAAUUCGCUAGCAGAUCUGUUUCCACUCGGUCCAACAGGCGCGGAGAGUCAGCCUACCGCACCGCCAUCAGAAGCAGACGAUGAAGCGUCAUUGGACUCGAUGUUAGAAACAGUGACACGGCAGUUGAAGACCAUGAAGGUUGUUGCAGACCCGGAGAGCGAAGUCCCGCGCCCGGGUUCAUUUUACCCCCGUUAUCGACUGGACACCGACCUCCCCGAGACGGUGAGGCCUUUCUACGAAACGGCUGCAAAGGUGGUCGGAAUUCCUCUGUCUACCCUCGUCAAGACUGUAUUCCAGACGGAAGUUAGGAUGGGCCACUGGCAGGAAGACCGGAGACGUAUGGAAUAUUAUGGGGAAGUAAUGGACAUGGAAUUUCCGGGGGAUGCAGAUGUAGACGACAUAGAAGAAGCAGGAGAGAUCGAUGAAUAG
This is a messenger RNA of Aspergillus chevalieri, 1629 nucleotides long. RefSeq names its product TFIIB-type zinc finger domain-containing protein (gene RRN7). The coding region runs from base 1 to 1629 and encodes 542 amino acids. Gene Ontology annotation, biological process: RNA polymerase I preinitiation complex assembly; nucleolar large rRNA transcription by RNA polymerase I. Gene Ontology annotation, molecular function: RNA polymerase I core promoter sequence-specific DNA binding. NCBI's taxonomy places the organism in Eukaryota, Fungi, Ascomycota, Eurotiomycetes, Eurotiales, Aspergillaceae. The record is from RefSeq and is a predicted model, not a curated record. The transcript has 8 exons. Gene Ontology annotation, cellular component: RNA polymerase I core factor complex; RNA polymerase transcription factor SL1 complex.